AUGAUUGUUCAAGGCACUGCUGGCACUGGUAAAUCAUUUUUAAUAGAUUGUAUUAGAAAAGAAUUAAACAUAUCUCCACCUAUGACGGCAAACCCAUUGCUUGUUUUAGCACCAACAGGAGUUGCUGCAUUUAAUAUACAAGCGACAACAAUCCAUGCAGGGUUGCGCAUACCUAUAAGAGAAAUGCAUCCUUUGACAGGGCAAUCAUUAAUGACAUUGCAAGAGCAAUUGAAACAUAUCAAAUAUAUUCUGAUAGACGAAAUGAGCUUUUUGGGCCCGAAACUACUACUUAAGAUAGAUAACCGUUUACGCCAAGCAUUCCCUAACAAACAACAUGACAACUUUGGUGGCGUGUCCAUGAUUCUUGUUGGUGAUCUUGCUCAGCUUCCCCCUGUUAUGGAUAAACCUAUAUAUGCUUCACACUCUACAGCCCUCAGUUUAUGGCAUUCUUUUACUAUUGUCAUAACAUUGGACACUAUUUUCCGCCAGCAAGGUGCAUCUAUAAGACAACAACAAUUCAGAGCACUUCUUCACAACUUAAGAAAUGCUCAAGCACUCCAACAUGAUUGGCAGUUUCUAAUGUGCCAGACAAAUGCAACAUUAACUAUUCAACAAAAGAAAGAUUUUGACUCUUCAAUCCACCUGUUUGCAACAAAUGAAUCUGCACGCUUGCAUAACAGGAAAAUGCUCAAAGAAUUAAAUUUGCCUGUCGCUCUAAGUUUAGCUAAAAUUGCUAAGCAAACAAAUACUGAAUAUGACACCAAUGAACAGCUACCAUUGGAAGUAUUACUUUCUAUUGAUCAGCAAGUGAUGUUAAUAGCUAACUUGUGGAUCAAAGUUGGCCUUGUUAAUGGUGCUAUUGGUCUCAUAAAACAAAUUGUAUAUGAAAACAAUACAAAACCACCAGACUUGCCAAAAUAUGUGGUUGUCCAAUUCAAUGAUUAUAAUGGACCUCCAUGGGAUAUAGCACAUCCAAAAGACAUACCCAUUUUGCCAAUAACGCGAGGUAGGCGUACGCAAGUGCCUUUAACAAUGUCUUGGGCCAUCACUAUUCACAAAUCCCAAGGUCUUACAUUAGAUACAACUACCAUUGACAUAGGUAAUACUGAAAAGCAAGGCCUCACAUUCACAGCUAUUUCCAGAGUGAAGACAAUUGAUGGAAUACGGAUCGAACCACCAUUCUCUUUUGAAAGGUUUUCCAAACUACAAAAUAAUCCUUAUACAACCAUUAGAAAGAAAGAAGAAACUCGUUUGCAGCUACUCUCUGCGCAAACAGACAUCUAUUCACCUUAA
Molecule: messenger RNA, 1293 nt
Organism: Cryptomeria japonica (Japanese cedar)
Lineage: Eukaryota; Viridiplantae; Streptophyta; Pinopsida; Cupressales; Cupressaceae
Exons: 1
Coding region: 1-1293 (430 amino acids)
Biological process (GO): DNA repair; telomere maintenance
Molecular function (GO): DNA helicase activity
Source: RefSeq, a predicted model, not a curated record